Molecule: messenger RNA, 2151 nt
Organism: Aphanomyces astaci
Lineage: Eukaryota; Oomycota; Saprolegniomycetes; Saprolegniales; Verrucalvaceae
Exons: 6
Coding region: 39-1862 (607 amino acids)
Molecular function (GO): zinc ion binding
Source: RefSeq, a predicted model, not a curated record
CUCCCCUCGACUAAUUGUUCAGCACGGACCGCCCCAGCAUGCGGAACGAUGCUGUGAUCUUGGUCUAUGCCGGCCAGGGAGGCAACAGCAACAAUGGAGGUGGAGGAGGCGGUGGAGCUCCUCCUGGCAUCAUGAUACUCGGACGCGAAGAACAGGAAUAUCAAAUGAACAUGCAGCGAAAUCGUCUGCAACGGCUCCUCAGCACGACCAUCUUUGUGUGCUUCUUCCUGCUCUUCCUAGACGGCAACACGCAACAAACCCACAUGCGAAGUACCACACCGUCCAUCUCCGACAAGUGGCCCUACACGGACAACGCCACGGAGCGCACGACCCAAAUCCAAUACUUUCAGUCGCUGCUUGAUGCGGAACGCACAUUUCGUCAUCCUGGACAGGUCAUCGUGUCAGACAACAUCACGGGGGUGUACAAGGGCGAAUGGACCACGGUGUCGAAACCAACGUUUCAAGCCGACCUAGCACUGCGGGAAGCCAACCGUUCCGUGCAUCCCGCGUACCGUCCGUACUACGGCAGUGCCGCCCACGCUCCUUCGGACAUACCGCCCACAGGGUCGUCCACCGGCGGCGUCAUUUGGCUCAUCUUGAGCGAAAAACCGUCGCCCGUCGAGGACGUCAACGCCGACGUCGCGUACGUGUCGGGGCAAGUCAUCAUGCACGACAAGUCCCUAGCCAUGACCAUCCUGCCCGUCCAAGGCGUGUUCCUUCGGCGCAUUGGCCGCCUCACGCUCUUCGGCAACAUGCCCGAAGCCAGCAUCGACUUGGUCUACCCUGCCAUGAGUUUGAGCAAUGCCACCACGAUUGCAACCCCAGAUGACAAUGAAGAUGAAAUGCACUUUGAAGUGUCCCCACCACGAUACAAUCCGUUUAUGGGAAGCAACCAACGCCUACGCACGGGCGGCGGCGGGUUCCCGUCCCCACGCGAGCCCUGUGUAUACACAGUCGACAUGGACGUGACCCGCGGCACCAGCAUCACGCCAGGGGAUGUCAAUUCCGUGGGCGCAUUGGCUGGUUUGGCGGGCAGCGACGUCUGCGGUCUGUACUGGCGCGCGAACGCGACGUUCGUCGAAGAAAACUUCAACACAUUUUACACCAAGGCGAGUGGGUACGCCAUUCUCAUGGCGCUACUGUGCCUCGUACAGAUCUACGUCCUACUCAAGCAGCUGCAGCUGAGCAGUACGCAGGCCGCGGCCGCCAAAGUGAGCCUCGUCACUGUGGGCAUGCAAGCUGUGGUCGACUCGUACUUGUGUCUGCUGCACCUGACCACGGGCAUCGUGGCCCAGCACAUUUUCACGCUGUUUGCAACCGUGUCGUUCUUCCAGCUGAUCAUAUUUUCGAUCUUUGAGAUGCGCUUUUUGCUCGUGAUCUGGAAAGCGAGGCGACCUCACCAGUUUACUGAGGGGUGGAAUAUCAUGCGAAGGGAACUCACGACGUUGUACUCGAGGUUUUACAUUUCGCUGCUCGUGGGGCUGUGCGUGAUUUACUAUGGAUGGCAAUGGCUCCACGUGCUGGUAUUUGUGGCGUCGUCGUUCUGGGUACCCCAGAUCGUCCACAACGUCCAUCGGGAAGUGCGCAACCCAUUGGAAAACGGGUACAUCUGCGGCAUGUCGGCCACUCGGCUGUUCUUGCCCCUCUACGUGUUUGGCUGCCCCAAGAAUUUCCUCUCAGCCAUGCCCAUAGUAAGACCCUUCCAAACACUUAGUUGUGCUCAUAUAUAUAGUUUCCACUGCAGUACCAUCCCAACGUGUGCAUUGCACUCGUGCUGUGGAUGGGGGCUCAAGUGGGGGUGCUGCUCCUCCAGCGGUACUGGGGGCCCCGCUUCUUCGUCCCAGCUAUGUUUCUUCCCGUAAAGUACAACUACGAACGGCGCAUGGAUGCGGACCAGCUGUCGUUGCUGCGACUCAACCAAGGCGACGAACUAGACUGUGUCAUUUGCAUGGUGGAGCUCGACCUGGAAGCCCGAGACUACAUGAUUGCCCCGUGUGACCAUGUGUUUCAUCGCCCGUGCUUGCAAGAAUGGAUGCAAGUGAAAAUGGAGUGCCCCACCUGUCGAAGCGUGCUGCCGGAACCGUAAACUAUAUCUAAGGAUAUAUAUAUAUAUAGUAUUCGCACACACAUUUAUAUAUAUAUAUAUAUAUA